Messenger RNA from Chrysoperla carnea, 3720 nucleotides. RefSeq names its product calcium-transporting ATPase sarcoplasmic/endoplasmic reticulum type (gene SERCA). Gene Ontology annotation, molecular function: ATP hydrolysis activity; ATP binding; P-type calcium transporter activity. The coding region runs from base 305 to 3313 and encodes 1002 amino acids. The transcript is spliced from 8 exons. The record is from RefSeq and is a predicted model, not a curated record. Gene Ontology annotation, cellular component: membrane. Lineage: Eukaryota; Metazoa; Arthropoda; Insecta; Neuroptera; Chrysopidae. Gene Ontology annotation, biological process: calcium ion transmembrane transport; intracellular calcium ion homeostasis.
AUAGGUCAGUCAGUCAGAUAGAUAGGUAUUUACACAUACAGUCACAGUCACACGAGUUUCCACCACUCGCAUCCUACUAAACAUAAUUUUAGUAUUAUCUAUCCGUCUUACUAAUACGUAGUUGAAAAUUUUAUUACUUCUUACUUAGUUCCAUCUAACUGCCAUACCUACCGCUUGCCAUUUACCUUACGUUAUAACGUUUACCACCUAUUUAGUUUAAAUGCCAUUUCAAAUAACUCAAAACUGAUAAUAACAAUAAGAUAAUAUUAACUGUCAGUGUAUUAAUCACUGAUCAGCAAACAGGAUGGAGGACGCACACGCGAAAACCGUCGAGGAGGUGUUAAAUUUUUUUAAUUGUGAUCCAGAAAAUGGUCUAUCUUUAGAACAAGUCAAAAGAAACCAAGAAAAAUAUGGACUCAAUGAAUUACCAACUGAAGAAGGAAAAUCGAUAUGGCAACUUGUGUUAGAACAAUUCGAUGAUUUACUAGUCAAGAUUUUAUUAUUAGCUGCAAUUAUAUCUUUUGUUCUCGCCUUAUUUGAAGAACAUGAAGACUCAUUUACCGCAUUCGUAGAACCAUUUGUUAUAUUGUUAAUUUUAAUUGCAAACGCAGUAGUCGGUGUAUGGCAGGAACGUAAUGCCGAAUCAGCUAUUGAAGCGUUGAAAGAAUAUGAACCAGAAAUGGGUAAAGUAUUACGUGGCGACAAAUCCGGUAUUCAAAAAAUCCGUGCCAAAGAAAUUGUACCUGGUGAUGUUGUUGAAGUAUCAGUUGGUGACAAAAUUCCAGCUGAUAUUCGUUUAAUCAAAAUUUACUCAACAACAAUCCGUAUCGAUCAAUCAAUUUUAACUGGUGAAUCUGUAUCAGUAAUCAAACACACAGAUGCUAUCCCAGAUCCACGUGCCGUCAAUCAAGACAAAAAGAAUAUCUUAUUCAGUGGUACAAAUGUUGCUGCUGGUAAAGCUCGUGGUGUUGUCAUGGGAACAGGUUUGAAUACUGCUAUUGGUAAAAUCCGUGUUGAAAUGAGUGAAACAGAAGAAAUCAAAACACCAUUACAACAAAAAUUAGAUGAAUUCGGUGAACAAUUAUCCAAAGUAAUCUCUGUUAUCUGUGUUGCUGUAUGGGCAAUCAAUAUUGGCCACUUUAACGAUCCAGCUCAUGGUGGUUCAUGGAUUAAAGGUGCUGUAUACUACUUCAAAAUUGCUGUAGCUUUGGCUGUCGCUGCCAUUCCAGAAGGUUUACCAGCUGUAAUCACAACUUGUUUAGCUUUAGGUACACGUCGUAUGGCUAAAAAGAACGCCAUUGUACGUUCUUUACCAUCAGUAGAAACAUUGGGUUGUACUUCCGUAAUUUGCUCAGAUAAAACUGGUACAUUAACAACAAAUCAAAUGUCUGUAUCACGUAUGUUCAUCUUUGAAAAGAUUGAAGGUAAUGACAGCAGCUUCACUGAAUUCGAAAUCACUGGUUCAACAUACGAACCAAUUGGUGAUGUUUUCUUGAAAGGACAAAAAGUUAAAGCCGCUGAUUUCGAUGCAUUACAUGAACUUGGUACAAUUUGUAUUAUGUGUAACGAUUCAGCUAUUGAUUUCAACGAAUUUAAACAAGCCUUCGAAAAGGUUGGUGAAGCCACUGAAACUGCUUUAAUUGUCUUAGCUGAAAAAAUGAAUCCAUUCGGUGUAAGCAAAGUUGGUUUAGAUCGUCGUGCUGCUGCCAUUUGCGUCCGUCAAGAAAUUGAAACAAAAUGGAAGAAAGAAUUCACUUUGGAAUUCUCACGUGAUCGUAAAUCAAUGUCCAGUUAUUGUGUACCAAUCAAACCAACUCGUUUAGGCACUGGACCAAAAUUAUUCGUGAAAGGUGCUCCAGAAGGUGUAUUAGAUCGUUGCACACAUGCUCGUGUUGGAACCCAAAAAGUACCAUUGACAUCAACAUUGAAGAACCGCAUCUUAGAAUUAACCAGACAAUACGGUACUGGACGUGAUACAUUACGUUGCUUGGCUUUGGCUACCAUGGACAAUCCAUUAAAAUUGGAAGAUAUGGAUUUGGGUGACUCAACUAAAUUCUAUACCUAUGAAGUAAAUCUAACCUUUGUCGGUGUUGUUGGUAUGUUGGAUCCCCCACGUAAAGAAGUAUUCGACUCAAUUGUCCGUUGCCGUGCAGCUGGUAUUCGUGUUAUUGUAAUCACUGGUGACAACAAAGCUACAGCUGAAGCUAUUUGCAGACGUAUUGGUGUGUUCACUGAAGAUGAAGACACAACUGGAAAAUCAUACUCUGGUCGUGAAUUUGAUGACUUACCAGUUGAUGAACAAAAAGCAGCUUGCGCACGUGCCCGUUUAUUCUCACGUGUAGAACCUUCUCACAAAUCAAAGAUUGUUGAAUUCUUACAAAGCAUGAAUGAAAUCAGUGCCAUGACUGGUGAUGGUGUCAAUGAUGCCCCAGCCUUAAAGAAAGCUGAAAUUGGUAUUGCCAUGGGUUCUGGUACAGCUGUAGCUAAAUCAGCCGCUGAGAUGGUAUUAGCUGAUGAUAACUUCUCAUCCAUUGUAUCCGCUGUUGAAGAAGGUCGUGCUAUUUACAACAACAUGAAACAAUUCAUUCGUUAUUUGAUUUCAUCAAACGUUGGUGAAGUAGUCAGUAUCUUUUUAACAGCUGCUUUAGGUUUACCAGAAGCUUUGAUUCCAGUUCAAUUGUUGUGGGUUAACUUGGUAACUGAUGGUUUACCAGCUACAGCUUUAGGUUUCAAUCCACCUGACUUAGACAUUAUGGACAAACCACCACGUAAAGCUGAUGAAGGUUUAAUUAGCGGUUGGUUAUUCUUCCGUUACUUGGCUGUUGGCGGUUAUGUCGGUGCUGCUACCGUUGGUGCAGCUGCAUGGUGGUUCAUGUAUUCUCCAUUAGGUCCACAAUUGAGUUAUUAUCAAUUGACUCAUCACAUGCAAUGUCUUGGUGGUGGUGAUGACUUCAAAGGAGUUGACUGCAAAGUAUUCAGUGAUCCACAUCCAAUGACAAUGGCUUUAUCUGUAUUAGUCACAAUUGAAAUGUUGAACGCAAUGAACUCAUUGUCUGAAAAUCAAUCAUUAGUCACAAUGCCACCAUGGUGCAAUCCAUGGUUACUUGGUGCAAUGGCAUUAUCAUUCUCAUUACAUUUCGUUAUUUUAUACGUUGAAGUAUUAGCACAAAUAUUCCAAGUAUCACCAAUUGGUAUUGAUGAAUGGAUUGUGGUAAUGAAAUUUUCAAUUCCAGUCGUAUUAUUAGAUGAAGUACUUAAAUUUAUAGCAAGAAAAAUCACUGAUGCUAAUGAAAUUGUUAUUGAUAAAUGGUAAAUCAGUAGAUCAACAAAUGAGCAAGCUAAUAAAUUAUCAAGCUUUAAGCGUUUACAUUCAUCAUUGAGAAUCAUCGUUUUUUUCAUCACUUGCUUUUUAUUUGUCCACAUUUUACUGCUGCUCCAUUCUGAGUUUCAUCAAAUUAUUUCAUAAUGCUUAAUUCUCUGUCUAAAAACUAAUUUGACUUUUACUAUUAGCGUCAUUGUACACGAUUAUUCAUGUAAUACUUUAUACUUAAAAAUUAUAAAUCAUAAUCAGACCAUUGUAAUGAGUGGCCGUGUUCAGUAUCUCUUCUCACUCAGUGUGCAGUCACUAGCUAUUCGAAAAGUGAUCGCUCACUGAAUGAACGAUGUUAACUAUUUCAUGAAUAAUUAUGUAUAAAAUUUAAAAUAAAAAUUUUACCUUUG